Messenger RNA from Anopheles moucheti, 2511 nucleotides. RefSeq names its product polyadenylate-binding protein-interacting protein 2B (gene Paip2). Bases 305 to 871 code for a protein of 188 amino acids. NCBI's taxonomy places the organism in Eukaryota, Metazoa, Arthropoda, Insecta, Diptera, Culicidae. Gene Ontology annotation, molecular function: mRNA regulatory element binding translation repressor activity. Gene Ontology annotation, biological process: negative regulation of translational initiation. The transcript is spliced from 3 exons. Gene Ontology annotation, cellular component: cytoplasm. The record is from RefSeq and is a predicted model, not a curated record.
GUGGAAAAAAUAACAAAGCAAUCCAGCAAGGAGCUCACAAAAAGAACGAAUUACGCUCGGGCAAAGGUGUACCAAAUUUUCACAAGUGAACAUUAUUUUCUGGUGGCUGUUUGAAAUUUUCGUACAAAAUUACUGUAAAACAUAGAUUAACCUUUUGGUUUCGGAUAAAAACCCUCUGGAUGCCCAAUAUUUGAAGUCAAACAAAAUUGCGACGUUGUACAAGAAGCUGCAUUUAUAAAGCGUUUUCUCCUUGAGCGGACACAACACCAUUCAUUGCCAAUCCAUCCCGAAAGUGACGGAGCAAAUGAAAAUGAAGAUGCCCGACAACAACAUUGGCGGAAGCAGUUCAAACAGCUAUACACACAUCACGAUAAAUGCUGCCAAUGUGUUUAAUCGGGGCGGUGGAGGAGACGCGGAUACAGCGCGCAACACCGGGGUCCAGUAUCCGAACGAUCCUUACGAUUCGGACACGGACAGUUUGAGCACACCACCGAAUGAGGAAAGCGGCGCUGGUCCCGCGGACGAUUUCGCUGAGUACAUGUGGAUGGAAAACGAGGAUGAGUUUGACAUGCAAGAGCUGCAGCGACUGGAGGAGGAAGAGCUGAUGGACCAAUGCAUUGAGGCGAUGAUGAUGGAUGAAAUGGCUUCGGCAGAAAUUAUGGCAUCGGCAACGUUGGUCGGAAACGUACCAAGGGAAAGCGGGUUGGUGAACAUCUUGUCGAGUUUACAGCUCGACAAAGACCAGCAGCAGCAGCAAUUGAUCCGCCAGCCGAAGGAUGUGAACGUUGAGAAAUCGACGCUAAACCCGUUGGCCGCCGAAUUUGUGCCAUCGUUCGUACAGCGAACUCUCGUCGCACCAACGUCUUACUGAACUUUGUCGGAUGUAAAACAUCGCAAAAGAAGGUAUGCAAAUACUCACAUGCGCGAGCAAACAGUGGAAAAAAUGGGCGAUUUAUUACUGUUUCUUUAUGCUAAUAGUCUUAUUUUUUGUACGGCGAACGUGUUUGUAAUGUAUUAGUGCAUAAACAUAGCUUCGAAUAACGUUUAACAAGUCCUUCUGCUGUAGCUGCAAUGGAAAAAUGGUGAUACAAUUUGCGUAUACUUUUCAAUGAAAAGUAACGAUUUAUAGACACGUUGUCUCUGGUUACGAUACGGCAGAUACCUGCAAUCCCGGCGGUGUCUUGCCGCCUUUGUACUUACGAAGGACGAUCUCUGAUUUUUUUUUGGGUUAGCUGAGUAGUACGCAACAUAUGUGUGCUGUUUUUUUUUGGAAGAGUACAUAUGUCUAUACCAUAGAACGAUUUUUAUCCACACUCGCUAGCAUCACACGCGAACGGUGAUGGGCGCAUGCCGAGUGCGAACAAACGCUCUUCCAUUGUGGCAACGAAUUUGAAUACUUAUUACCUAAUGUAGCAUUACUUUCCCGCUCAGAGAGUGUACCAUUUUUUCCUGUUGGUGGCGUAGGACUUUUAAUACAGUUAAUAUCCCAAAUUUACGGUGCAGUUGCGAAACUUUACAAGCUGUUAUCACCGAUCACGAACGCAAAGAACGUCCAACAUUAUUACUGCUACUAUUGUGUGCGUUUUGGGUAUAGUGCAGGUUCCUUUUUUAUGUUUCAUUUGAUAAAAAAAAAAAACAAAUCCCAUUUUCUUCCUCUUUCACAUAUUUCUCAAAAUUAUUCACAUUGUAGCGCUCAUGUACACUAAAAGCAAAAAUGUCGAAAAGAAGCAAAAAUUAUCGGUUCCAAUCGUGGCCGUGUAUUCAUCAUUAGAUCAUUGUUAGUGAUUAGUUGUAAGAAAAGGCGGUCGUUGCAAUACCGGCCACUAAAAAAAUCCGUAACUCACAACAACAAAAAAAGUAUAAAAAAGUCAACAAGAAAAGUCUGCUGUAUGUGUUAGUAUUAUGAUUGUUCGUGGCAACAACAAAACAAAAACCGGAAAGUGCAAAUAUACGCGCCCGGGCUUAACAAGGGAAAGGCGACCGAAUUUGCCACAGGAAUUCGAACAUUUCUUUCGUUUACAAGAAAGGAUAAUGUUUCAACUGUGAUACGAUUGAUCGUUGAUUCAUAAUUCACAGUCGGGAUUAAGUCAUAAAGCAUUAUAGUUCCGUAUGUUUUCUUGCCUGCCGGGGGUCUCUUUUAUCCACGCGUGUGCGCGCGAAGCAUGUUGAUUUUUGGAGGAGAUCUGUAGUAGGAUUAUCCAUGUUCACAAAAAAAAACGCAACGUGCACGUGCAAUCUUUUGAGUAGAGAGUAAAAGAGUUUCCGCUUGCAUUUACAGUCGGAUCGUAUGGAUGCCAUCUGUAUUCAUAUCGGACCGAACCGGUGGUACAAAAAUCCAAUGGUUUUUUUUCUUUUGUUUUUAAUGGCCGGAGACAUGUAAGUUUUUUAGCGUCUAUGAUUUUAGCCUAAAUACGCAACAAUAAGAAAGCAACAUGACACGACAAUUAGUUCUAGUGCUGCAACAGCAAAACGAAAAAAAAAUAUUAAGAUAACAUAAGCGCAAACAGGUUA